Messenger RNA from Rotaria sp. Silwood1, 540 nucleotides. Lineage: Eukaryota; Metazoa; Rotifera; Eurotatoria; Philodinida; Philodinidae. The record is from the annotation of a GenBank genome assembly.
AUGACGUAUGCUUGCACAUGUUUACAUUUAGCACUGACCUGCUCUGAUAACAUACAAAAUGGUCUUGAAACAGGUGUUGAUUGUGGUGGACUUUGUCCUCUAAAUGAUGGUGUUCGAAAUGGUGGAGAAAUUGGCAUUGACUGUGAUGGUCCAUGUACGAAACGAUGUAAUGGUCGUGUUUGUACAUCAGCUGAGGAUUGUUGGAGUGGUGUGUGUGGACUCAAUAAAACUUGUUCAGUACCGUCAUGUUCUGAUAACAUACAAAAUGGUCUCGAGACAGGUGUCGAUUGUGGUGGGGUUUGUCCUCUCAAGUGUGACUCUCAGUCCUGCAAGCGUUGUUCUGAGUGUAAAAGUGGUGUUUGUACAAAUUGGCCACGUUGCACUGAGGCUACUUGCUAUGAUGGUGUUCGAAAUGGUGGAGAAAUCGGCAUUGACUGUGAUGGUCCAUGUUUGCGUCGAUGUAAUGGCCGUGCUUGUAUAUCAGAUGAUGAUUGCUGGAGUGGCGUAUGUGGAAUCAAUAAAACUUGUUCAGGUAAAUGA